UCUUAAAAGCUGGAAGAUGUUGACACUGAAGAAAAAAGAGAUCAGUUUCUGUCGGCACAUGGAGACAGUCUUCUUGACAUGGGAUUUAGUAAUCCGUAUAGUAUGAAAAGGGAGAAUAAAGGAGAACUGAUCUACAAAAUAAAGAAGUUCUAUCUGUUUUUCAGAAUUUCAGGAGAAAUUAGUCAAUUCAAGCAAGGGAUGAACGAGGUUGGCAAAACAUGGGAUUACAUUCAAGACAACGCAAACGUCUUUAAACCUCUGUUCUGCUACAGAAAAGAAGAGCCUAGCUUAGAUGACGUAAUGGGACUAUUUACGGUCAGUUACAGUGUAAAUGGCUCCAAUGCUCGCACAAUGGAGGAUGCAACGAUUUACGCGUGGGAGCUGUUCCUACAGUCCAUUGAAGACAAAGAAGUACCAGAGGUCACAUUUGGCGAGUUGCUUGCGUUUGUAACGGGAUCUGACCAUAUUCCACCAUGUGGCUUUCCAAAAAAAAUAGAAAUUGAUUUCUUCAAUGAUGAUAUUCGCAUGCCGCACGUGUCCACAUGUGCUUUGCAAAUGUGGCUGCCACGUGCAGCAUCCCCAGAGCGACUAUCCACUUUGCUUGUGAGGGCGCUAAAAGAGUCGAGGGGAUUUCUGAAAGUUUAGAUUUAUGUUUUUAGUAAUAGAUUUAUACUAACUGCUCUCUACUACAAAUAUACUGAGAGGCAAAAGAAACUGUGCACUUUUGUUCACAUGCUUACAUUGACCUUACAAAAAUCAGGAUUUCUCAAAAUAAUGGUAAUAAAAGAAAUUGAUGACAUUUUAAAUCAUUUGUCAGGUAAUUUUUCUCUAUUUAGAGUGCUGACUAAUGCCAAUUGCUCUUGUUCUUGUACUUUGUAUGUAAACUUUCAUAGUCCGCAUGUUAUAUAUUUACCAAGAAGAUUAAAUGUGAAAAGUGAACAGUUUCUUUUGCCUCUCAGUAUAUGAGUUUACAUGUUUUCAAACGUUCUAAGAAUUUUGCUCACUUCGAAGAAGAGGGGUAUAUAUUGUUUUACUCAUGCCAGUCGAUCUGUUAGUCAGUCGGUUGGUCCGUAGACCAUUUCCUUUCCACAAAAUAUCGUCAGAAAGCUUUGAGAUGGGGUCAAACUUCAAAAAGUGAUUGCCUCAAUAUUGUCAGAAAGUUAACCUCGCAUGGUUUCGGGGAGGAGCGGGGUUGCAGUAUUACAAAGGUCAAGGUUACAGUGCCCUUCAAACUGAAAACGGUCUCCUACGAUCGCUAGGGAACGAUUGUGCAUACAACUGUCAAACUUUAUUUGAUGACUACAGGUAGUGAGUAUAUGAGCCUUACAUUUUUGGGGUCGAUAGGUCAAAGUUCAAGGUCACAGUGAUCUCAAACUGAAAAUGAUUUCCGCGUGAAACGGCAGAGCAGUAGGACAUAUGGCUGUCAAACUUCAUAGGAUGAGUGUGUGUUGCCAAUAGAUGCCAUCAAUUAUUUUGUGUGCCAUUUAACCAUCUUUUAAGCAGAGAAUAGUUAGACCAACAGUAACUGUUGUCAAACCGUGGUCAGCAGUGUUCGGGGAAAUGUAACAGAUAAUAAAUGGCUACGAUGCCGGCAAAUGUGUUUUUACAAAUAGCAUUUGAUGUAUUCUGUUUUAUCGUUAUCAGUUUUAUCAGUUGUUUUAAAAAUGUUUAUUUUCAUUUUCGUUAUGAAAGGUAAGCUAAGUUAAGCCACCUAUGUUACUCAUUGUAGUUCUUAUUUAGAGAUGAAAAUAUACAGAAAAGUUUUGUAAUCUUGUAACUUUCUGGUGUUGGAUAGUUUAUAAUGUGUCCAUUCAAUUGUGAAGAUGAAACGUAUCUCCAACUUUUAUUUAUUAUUCUUCUCCACGCAAACUAUUUGUAAUCUCCUUGAAAUGUAUGAUACAAAAUGGUUCACAAAAAUAAUCAGAACAAAGAAAUAGCAGGAAACACAUUUAUACUGUAAAAGAUCUUUGAUCAUUGAUUCAUGAGCUUGUCAUGGGACAUAAAUGAUAAUUGAGUGUAGGGUCCAUACUGGUUAUUGAACGUGUUGAAAAAAUCUUGCGAGCCUCUGGCGAGCAAAAUAUUUUUUACAUUGAGUUCAAUUAUUUCAUUAUGAAGCUACACUAAUUAAAUAUU
Ruditapes philippinarum (Manila clam) is the source of this 2133-nucleotide messenger RNA. Its product is annotated as G2/M phase-specific E3 ubiquitin-protein ligase-like. The transcript has 3 exons. The record is from RefSeq and is a predicted model, not a curated record. Lineage: Eukaryota; Metazoa; Mollusca; Bivalvia; Venerida; Veneridae. Gene Ontology annotation, molecular function: ubiquitin-protein transferase activity. Bases 79 to 645 code for a protein of 188 amino acids.